AUGGAGGGCGCCGGGCCCGCCCCGCUCCCUCCGCCCCCGGCGCCAGCCACGGCAGAGCCCUCGCGGCAGCCGGGAGUUGAGGACCGAAGCCGCGCCCGGCAACCCGUUGCCCUGUCGGCACCUCCCCACUGCGGCCAGCUUGUGCUCCUGAGGCCCCGGCCCACUCACCGCGCCAGCCCGCCGCCGCCCUCGCUCGCUCGCCCCGCGCCCUUCGCGCCGCCGGAAGUGCAGGCCGAGCCGUUCGCCUGCGCCGCGCGGACCACAAGACCUUUGAGAUGGAGGAGCCACCCACAGGGCCGACGAGCUGCAGCCUGCGUGUCACGGCUUUUGAAGGACAACACCAGCCUAUCCCACCCCGAGACUUCAUUCUUUCUACAAAUAUUGUUUAAUUAUUAA
Lipotes vexillifer (Yangtze River dolphin) is the source of this 396-nucleotide messenger RNA. NCBI's taxonomy places the organism in Eukaryota, Metazoa, Chordata, Mammalia, Artiodactyla, Lipotidae. The record is from RefSeq and is a predicted model, not a curated record.